AUGCAGGUGCAUCUCUAGACAAUCUAGUUGUGUGACUGUUGUAGUUGUUGUCUAUGUUUGUGUAAAUGUAUUCAAUUUAGUGGAAUGAGUUCGUUUUUCAUUUUUUUCGUUAAAUAAUCUAGUUUUUAUGUGACAUUGCGACUAUAAAUGAAUUUAGAGGCAAUAUAAAACUUGUGAUAACCUGGAGUGUUAAUUAAAUCUUCGUUGGUACGGUCAUUAAUUCAAUAAAGAGUGGAACAACCUUUAAUUAAGUAGGUACUGGCUGUGGCUAUAAACAAACAUCUGUAGAUGUGUGCCUACACUUGUUGCACCCACUUUCAAAAAGAUAGAGAUUCAUUUUACCUGUUUGUGGGAAAGUGAACUUAUCAUAUUUACAUGUCAUAAAAUACAUUUUGUGAUCAUGUACCGUUACGACUGCCUAGUGAAUGUGAGAAAUGUGGUAUGAUAUUGUCAUCGUUAACGUACGUUACGAUGCACCUGCAGCACAUAUCAUUACAUUGAGCCGAGUGCAUCGCGAUUGCUAACAAGGUCUGACGGAAGGCUAAUUGAAAUCCAGUUAUUUGUUACGUGUUCUAUGGCGCAGGUAAAAAAGUACACGAAUCGACAAGUCAGUGAGGAGUCAGUCCCAAAAUGACUCAUACGUGGUCACUGGCAUUCCUGUAUUGUUUUGUUUUUAUGGAAUGCCAUAUCGAUGAGUAAAUUGCGGAGAGAAUGAAAGAAAAAACGGAUAAUUAUCUAUGAAGAUAAGGGAAACAAAAAGUGUUCUUUAUUUGAAAAUUUUAAGAAUUAUAAAGUUCUGUUUAGUUUGGCGCGAACAUGAGUGAAUUUUAGUGGUGUUGUGUGUAAAAUGUGUUGAAUAUAGUGUUUUAAAAUAAAAAUUUGCCAUGGCUCAGAGUUCUGUGGACUCGGACAGGCUGUCCUCAGCAGGGAUCUCAACCCAUAGCUCUGGAACUGCAGGGACAGUGGGUGGUUCUGUAGUUGGUGUCAGACCUGGUGAAGCUGUGCUUAAAAGGGAGGAUGAGGAUGAAUAUAACCUGGGACCACUGCCUCCAAUGUGGGAGAAAGCUUUCACACCCUCAGGAGAGGUGUACUUUAUUGACCACAACACAGGAACUUCUCACUGGUUGGAUCCAAGACUAGCGAGGGUCAGAAAACACUCUCUCGGAGAGUGUGGAGAAGAUGAACUACCCUUUGGCUGGGAACGAGUAACUGAUGAAAGAUAUGGAUCUUAUUAUGUCGACCAUAUUAAUAGAAGAACACAGUAUGAAAACCCAGUGCUGCAAGCAAGGAGAUUGAGAGCGGAGAAAUUAUCAUCGGAACACAGUGGUAACAGCCAGUCUAACGGGCCAACGCCCACUGGGGAGCUUCGCGGCGAGAGAUUCACACUCACGCUCACUAAAGGCACACAGGGUCUAGGCUUCACGUUAAUAGGCGCUGAGGGUAUACCGGAGACAGAAGGCUACCUUCAAAUACGUAGCAUAGUGCCACACAGUCCCGCCUGGAUCGAUGGAGCGCUUCGUCCCGGUGAUGUAGUGGUGGGAGUGGGCAACCGCGGCGUGCGAGGGUUAUCCCACGCGCAUGUCGCUCAGAUCUUCCAGUCCAUCACCCCUGGCACUGACGUCACGCUGCACCUUGUUAGAGGUUAUCCACUAUCAUUCGACUCGGAAGACCCAAACACUCGAGUUCUGAGCACGCUAGCAGUAGACGCGACCACUCCCGCUACUUCCGACGCUGUGGCCAUGCAGCAGCUCACCAGGGCUUUGAGGACCAGAUCAGCCUACAAUUCUAGGUUCAACCUGGAUUCUCCGAACCACGAGCCUCCGUCCCAAGGUCGGGACAAAGUGGACAGUGGACCCACCCCCCACAGUCCUGGACAGAGGAGGAUGAUGUCCAGAUCCUUUGAUCUGGACGAACUGACCAUAAAUGAUGAUAAUCAGGAGCUGCCAAGAUGUCCGUCCUUGGAUCAUGUACUGUCUUUGGCUAGUGAACAUCAAUCUCGAGCAGACAACAGCACUUCGAACGAACCGGGUCGGGAACUAGUGCUAACUCUACGCCGCGGUGCCGCCGGCUUUGGGUUCACCAUCGCUGAUAGUGUGCAUGGACAGAAAGUUAAAAAGGUAUUAGAUCGCAGCAGAUGCGCGGGUCUACGAGAAGGGGACUUAUUGCUACAAAUUGGAGAAACUGAGGUCCGUCACGCGCCUCACCAACAUGUUGUACAGGUACUAAAAGACUGUCCAGCGAUGCAUGAGACAACGUUGCGAGUCUGGCGACGUAACAACGCCGCCGCUAGAGCGCCUAGAAGUCGGUCGGCUACAAGAGUACAACCUGUUUCUACUGCAUCAAACAACAAUCUCAUCAGAAGUAAGACUCCGACUGCAGAACAACUACGCUCACCAAAUCUACACACACAAGACUCGUUGAGAGAUCGACUCAAUGGCAUGAACUCAGAAGCAACAUACGCAGUUCCCGAACACAAAAACCGCGAACGAGAAAGCCUAAUAGACCGGCGCCGUCGGAGUAGCACUCCCGGGGGACGUCUCACCCUCCCCGUCGUCACCCCCUGGACAGAACCACAACCAGACAACCAGUGGCAAGAACGAGAGACGUGGGUCGACAACUCCAAUAUACGAAACUGGGCGGAAAACGCACAAAAGUGGGACGAAAACGGGCAAAAAUGGGACGAGAACGGACAGAAAUGGGAACAGAACGGACAGAAAUGGGACGAGAACGGUCAAAAGUGGGUCGAAAACGGACAGAAGUGGCAGGAGAAUGGGCAGAAAUGGGAGGAGAAUGGGCAAAAGUGGGUGGAGAAUGGACAGAAGUGGGAUGAGAGUGCUAAUGGGAAUAGGUGGGAGAAUAACGAGAGGUGGGGCAAUGGGAAUUGGGGGGAGGUGCCUACCCCCACUGUGCAUGUUGACAUGAAUGCUGCUUAUUGGAGGGGGAACGCUAGUGUGGCUGAUAGCAGUGAUAAUGGAGGUUUCCCAGAAGAUGGCAUGCUACAUUCACCAACGACGGCGGCUAUGGGUGGCCUCACUCGACAGUCUCCUUCCACCAGCAGGAUAAGACCACAUUCACCAUCUAAUUCUACUGGUCGGCUACGCAGUCACUCACCUUCCAACACGAGUGCAACAGACCGGCUGCUGUCGAACUCGCCAUCCACGCGGCUGCAGAGCCAGUCGCCUUCCAACAACUCUUCUAACAGCAGGAUCAAGUCCUCGCCUCUCAGGUUACGUGAAUCGUCACCGUCCCGUCACAUGCACUCCCCAGUUUCGCGACAGUCGCCAUCAUGUUAUGAAAAUGAAACGCAACCCAACACGCUGUAUGUUGCUAACUAUCCACAAGUGGAAGCGGGUGGUGCUGGUGGCCAAGACCCGGAAGCCGACGUGUUAGUGCGACUAGCUCGAGGAGCCGCCGGCUUCGGCUUCCGCAUAGUCGGCGGCACUGAAGACGGCAGCAGAGUCGCUGUUGGAUAUGUUGUACCAGGCGGUCCGGCGGACGGGCUGCUGCGGCCGGGCGACCUGCUGACGUCGGUGGACGGCAUCCCGCUGGGCGGCGCCACGCACACCCGCGCCGUGUCGUACGUCUGCCAGGCCGCUUCUAGGGGACACGUAACAUUAGGGGUGAGACACAAUCGGGCAGAUAUUCAGCCUCUCGGACUGCCUACGAUGGUGGCGCCACAUCCACAUCAACCAUUAUUAACCGCGGAUCCUGCGAUGCAUCACAACAUGCCGCCGGUGUCGUACAACAUCCUGCACCCCGCGCCCAUGUACCCGCCCGCCGCGCAUGUGCCGAUGUACGGCGUUCAAUACGACCAGACGACCGGCGGAUGGGCAUCUGUCCCUUAUGACGUGACAGUCACCAGGAAUGAAGGAGAAGGCUUCGGAUUUGUCGUCAUCUCCUCCGCUAACAAGGCUACCAGUACUAUUGGACAACUGAUCCCGAACUCGCCAGCAGCUCGAUGUGGCCUUCUUCACGUGGGAGACACAAUAGUGGGCAUCAACCACGUCUCCAUCCGCAACCUGCCGCAUCCUGAGGUGGUGGCGCUCAUCAAGCACUCCGGCACUGCCGUGACCCUCACCGUGCUGCCUGACGGACGCCACCACUGACAUCAGACUGACCGACGCGCAGUACCACUGACUCACUGGCACACUGAGAACAUCCACGUAUAAUAAUCAAUGAAAAACAUAGAAUAUCUCAUAGUAAUUGAGGUAAGUUCUCGCAUGAAAGUGGAAAAGGUACCGUUUGCCGUCAAUCCAUAACUCGGUCUUUUGCGAACAUAAUUGUCGUCUGUUUUCAUAAUCUCUGAUUUAUAUGGUAAUCUCAAAAAGCUGAAUAUCAAUAUAUGUGUGUUCUAAAUAAAUAAUACAUAUUUGAACACAUCUUCACAAAAAUCAUAAAAUCUAACCUUGAUAACGGUUAGUUGUUAUUAAAAUCUCGAGGUAAGUCACUUUAUUCUACUUAUCAAGCAGGUAUAACUAUUUGAAUCCUCUAUCUUCCAUCUUAGGGAUUUGAUAAAAAAUAUAAAUAAGAAGGAAUUUACUUAUAAGCAAAAAGGAAGCAAGAAUUUGCGAAGGUUAAACCCAUAGCAAGAAUGCUAAACAAUUUAAGAAAAAUAUAGCUUUAAUAAAAGAAUAUCUACAGUAGUUAUUAAGUGAUAAUAUUAAGUAAUUCAAUCGUUUAUGUAUGUUGAAACCGGCAGCUAAUGUUACGUCCUUGCUCAAUCUGUAUUUACCUUUUCUAACUAAGAUAGGAUAUAUUUUUAGCAAUCUAUAGUUGAAUGUUGUUUCUUUAUCCUAUUUAGUAUUGAAAAAAUAUAUUAGCCGUGGCUAAUUUUGUAUUUUUUCAUUUAUUCAAAAUAUGGUAUAAUUCUCUUAAAAAAUGGCUAAUUUAAGGCUGUUUGCUUACCAAUGGAUGUUUUCCGACCUAUACUUGUUGACGACCAAAUGGCUCUAUUAGUUUUGCUACUUUGUUAAAAUCAUAUACUCGACUUUAUAAAUGCGAGAUCCCAGUUGUAUGUUUUUAUAGGUAUUCAUAAGUAUAAUUUUGUAUUUUUAUGAAUAAACCUCUCAUAAAUAUACACUCUAAACUCAAGCUCAUAUGAUAUCUUCCUAAGAAACCCGUUGUGAAUCUCUUAAACUGUAUAUAUUUACUUACAUAAUGUAAGUUAGGUUCUAAGUAAAACUUAGCUAUUAAUUAAGGCAGUCAUACAGAAAUCUAGGCAGGUUUUUUGAAUUUUGGAGUACAGAAGAAUCUACAUAUACUUAAUAUUAUAAGGCUGAGGAUAAGUUUGUUCGUUUGCUUGAACACACUAAUCUCAAAAACUGAUGGUCCGAUGUGAAAAAAUCUUAGCCCAUUUACUGAGAAAACCGCGAAAUAGUUCCCAUGGGACGCGGGUCAAACCGCUGGCAGAAGCUAGUCUAAAAUCAUAAUGGCAGCUGCAAUAUUACUUGCAUACAUAUUGUUUAUUGUAAUGCUUAAAUGUAAGUACAUAUAAGAUAUCAUGUUGAUAAAAUGUUCUAUGGAUUUGUAUGAAUUGAUGUUUUUGUAAAUCCCCCAUUAGAUUGCUCAUUGACGUGGAAUGCUUUCAAAAUAGCUGACUCGCUUAAUUUUUUCGCGCUGUAAAAACGCUGGAAAAACUGAGCAAAUUUUUCCGCUAAUUUGAAAGCGUUCUUAGAAAAAAUAUUAUACAAUCCCAUUUUUUUAUACAAUAUAAUGUUCGUAGUAGAUAGUCAUGGUGACUGAUUAUAAAAUUAUUAUUUACUAUAGGUCACAAUAAGAAACUUAUUUAUAACGGUUAUUAUUAAUUUGGACCACCGAGAUUGGAAAAAUACUUGUUUUAGAUCAUAGAUUUACUUUUAAAUCUAGUUUAUGGUGUUUAUAAGGAACUCUUUUAUAUAAGUUAGCUACUUAUUUGCCAAUAUUUUACUUAAAUUGUAUUUGAUAAGUUAUUGUAAAGUUAUAGGUACAUAUUCUGGUUACAUGUUUUAAUCGUUUUGUAGGUUUAAUUGUGAAAAGUUGUACCCUUCACACCCUUGUUUUGUGAAGUAGGAAAAGUAGUCUUAUAUACAAUUAAUUUUAAUCUGAAAGACACCUAGCAUGGUCAAAAUCACUGAUGAAAUAUAAUAUGGAUUUUCUGGUCAACUUAAAAUGCCUUUUAAAAUUGUCACAAGAAAAUGAACUUAUGUCCACUUAAAAACACGUAGUUAUAGUCUAUUUAGUUUUAAGAUUUUGCAAUAAUCAAUGUGCCUUUAAUGUAAACAUUGUCUUGCCUUACCCAAGAUUGUAAAAAAUAAUAAAAAAAUAAACCUAUUUGUAUAAAACUAUAUCCAAAGAGGGCUCCAUUCCGUUCAUGAGAUCUGUAGAUCCGAAUGUAUAACGAUAUUAUUAGAGAGAUUUACUCAAUAAAUAUUUUUAUUUAA
Molecule: messenger RNA, 6419 nt
Organism: Helicoverpa zea (corn earworm)
Lineage: Eukaryota; Metazoa; Arthropoda; Insecta; Lepidoptera; Noctuidae
Gene: Magi
Product: membrane-associated guanylate kinase, WW and PDZ domain-containing protein 1
Exons: 21
Coding region: 885-4106 (1073 amino acids)
Biological process (GO): signal transduction
Cellular component (GO): cytoplasm
Molecular function (GO): protein binding
Source: RefSeq, a predicted model, not a curated record